Messenger RNA from Vicia villosa (hairy vetch), 1032 nucleotides. RefSeq lists its product as uncharacterized. The transcript has 3 exons. The coding region runs from base 1 to 1032 and encodes 343 amino acids. The record is from RefSeq and is a predicted model, not a curated record. NCBI's taxonomy places the organism in Eukaryota, Viridiplantae, Streptophyta, Magnoliopsida, Fabales, Fabaceae.
AUGACCAAAGCAAAACGGCGCGUCGGCCAGCCGAAAUCUACGGCGGCGGCGCCCCCCGGAUCAGCGGAACCUAAAGCAUCUUCUUCAGCAACACAGGCACAACCAGAUGUUAUCGAAACAAUUGUCAUCAAAGCCCCGGAACAAAGAAGAUCCCCUUCUCCGGUGCCUGCGAAAUCGGACCUAACGAAGGAAGCAACGAAACCAUGGGUGGAAGUUAUUCAAGGCAACAGGAAUCUUAAUAGGGGAAUGGUUGUUGAGUUCGUAGCACCACAACUCAUCAAUGGCCAAGAGAAGAUUCUCAUCGAUGAUGGCGAUGUGGAGGAUGAAAUUAGGUAUUGGGAAAAUGCGGUUAUCCUCUUUGCUCUGGGGGAAACGCUUUCUAUGCACGCGGUUAAGAGCUUCAUGGAGAAGAAUUGGAAUUUCGUGUCUCUCCCUGAACUAUAUUUCAACGAGGCUGGAUAUUUCAUUGUUAGGUUCAAGGACUCAGAAGACCAGAGCAAAGUUAUGGAGCAAGGCCCUUACUUCAUCUACGGUAAACCUUUAUUCCUAAAAUACUGGACUAUGGAUUUUGAACUGAAAGCAAAUCUUCUUAGAGUCCUACCCUUAUGGAUCACUUUACCGAACCUACCUUUGUACCUUUGGGGGAGGAAAAGUAUCUCCAAGAUUACUAGCGCGUUGGGAAGGCCUAUCACAACUGAUGAAUGCACAACACGCAAAUUGUGUAUCUCUUAUGCCCGGGUUUUAGUGGAAGUAGAUAUCACUAGACCUAUGAAGGAAACCAUCAGUAUUCAGGAUCACAGUGGAAAAGAAUGGGAACAGAAAGUUGAAUAUGAGUGGAGACCUAAAUACUGUCAAACCUGUCUGAAGAUUGGACAUGAUUGCUCAUUGAAGAAACCCACAGAUUCAACACGGAGACGAGUUCGAUGUCUUUUCCACAACGAAGAGAACACCGAGAAACCCGAAGAAAUUCCUCCAGAGCUCAGUGUUAUUGUACACAGAGAUGAUGCGGAGGUGAAUGGUUCAUUGAUUUGA